GAUAGCACUUGAUGUCUUGUCGACGUUCUCGCUAAGUCCUUGUGGACGAUUCGCGAUAAUUGUGUAAGCGAAUGGGUUACGGCUUCUUUGCAGUUAUCAGUCCUCAGUCUGACAGCACUAAACGACCAUGUUGUAGAGUCAUUACGUUAAUUUGAAGCAGAAAAGAUGAAAAAUAUGCAACCCCCUUCGCCGGGAAUCGAACCACGGACCUCUGGAUACCGGCCCAGUGUGCUGGCCAUUACACCACGAAGGCACGCUAGAGGGUUUUCUGCUGCACCUUGCUCACCUCCAAGAGCUGCCAUGCUUGUAGGUACUUAUGGAAACAUAGUUCACCACAACAAUUAUGUGCAGUAACACAAAAAAUGCAUUUUACCAAAACUAUACCGAUUAAUCGAUAUAGAAUGAAACGACUACCUCUGGCUGAUUGACUGUUUCUAGAUUAGUUGGUGCAAAUAAUGAUUUAUUCUUCAAAGUUUUUUUUUCUUCUGGUAACAAAAGAAAGUGUCAAAAAAUAGGAGUAUCUUCUAACCGCGAAAUUUUUGGAUUUUUCUACCAUAUCAGUUUAUUUAUUAUUAUUAUUAAAUUAUUUUAUUAAUAAUGUUUUAUAUCACUGUUAUGUGGAUCUUCUCAAAGCUUCUGUGACUAGCUGGUAAACGCUGCAUGGAGAAUUCGAAUUGCCUCAGCUAGUAGACUUGCCAUCUCUCUUGAUUUAGGAAGAAAACUACUUAUCUUUGACUGCACUUCUGCCAACUCAGUUUACAACGUAUUCCUUCCUAUUCCCUCUCUUAUUUCUUAAAUUUCACACUAGUUUGAUAUAACUGGGCAUAAUAUUCGUAUAUUGUCAUCCGAUGUCUUUGCGUUUCUCUCAUUACUAAAUGGUGUAAGAAAUGCUUUGAGAAAUUUUCAAGGAUGUUCAAUGGAAUUUAAUGGAAAAAUUUAAAGUUUCUGAUGGAUUUUAGAGUAUGGAUAACUAAAAAACUGCUGGUCAUUUUGAUAAUUUCGCAUCGCAGUCCAGAGUUCUAGGUACUUUUCAGUUUUCCUAUUGAAACAGUAACUAAAUCUAGAUCUAUAUAACGAUGAUAUAAAGAGAAAUUUUCAUUAGUAGAAGAAAACUAUAUUCCUUAAUAUAAAUACAUUAGAAAAUUGCUAUAAAAUUCCAAAUCGAAUUAUUAUUAAGAUAUUUGAUCAUUAGGAACAUUGGUAUAGAUUAAACUAGAAAUAUUUUUUGCUGUUUAAUCUAUAAUAUCAUUUAUGUGAUCGAAUUAUUCGUAAGUUAUUUUAACCGCUUUAUUUAAAUGCUUAUAUUUUAAACGCAAAUUCUGCUUCCCUCUUUGGUGAUUUUAAAAGAUAUGUGCGAAGAACAUGCAGUUCUUCCGGUAAUGCUGAAAUAAAGUGCACAGCUAUUUUACGCUGGCAAAUAAGCAAGAAUGAUUGAAAUUUGCUUUCACAAUACUGUUCAAAAACCUUUCUUACAUAGCAGGGUUUAGAGAUUUUCCAUUUCAGCUUUAACUGUUUACAAAUAUUUUGCGCAUGUAAUAAAUUAAAACUCUCUUUCUGCGCUAAAUUAAGCACGUGAAACUAAUAGUUGUUUGAUUUGUGCCAGCCAAAAUAAAAUAUGUUUGAAAGACAUUGCCAAAGACUGGCUAGAAGAGAGAAACAAACGAUCUUUUAUCAGAUUUUUUCCACUAAGUGUCUGCAACAGAUUUCGAAGAUUAUGACACACGGGAACUUCUUUCCCUUCGAUAUCCACCACUCUAUAUCGCUGACAGACGUUUUCGACGAAACACUGUUUUUAGAUGAGGAUUUUCAUUUAAUCUUAGCUUAGUAUUUUAAAAUGUGACAUUUAGGGCUCAAGCAGGUUUCUGUUUCUUGAGAUUUCGUGCUUUUCUUGUAGUGGAUGUUGAGAAAUUCCAUAAGGAGAGACCCACCUAUAAGAAUGCGUUCUUGGAUUCAUAUUAUCAAGCAGUUCCAUAGUAUAAUAGCACGACAUCUGUGGUCACAUUUGUGAAGGAAAUGAUUCCUGAUUUAAUUCGAAGCAAGAAAGUUUAAAAUUGAUACGAUGCUCAUUAUUCUAGCAUUUUUAUAUUUUCAAUACGGAGGAACAAAUUCAACAAUUAUCGAACCCACUGUAAAUUCGGAAGUAAAAUGCAGAAGCGAAAGAAAAAUGUACUACAAUUUUAAUGAUUUCAAGAUGGAUACUUGUGCUAGGUGCUAUAUGUAUAUGCCUCCCAUUCUUUUCCACAUAAAAUUUAAAUAUGAUGAAGAGAUGAACAUUCUUAGGGAUCCAAGAAGUAAUCUUUCUUACUACGCAGAUCCAUUUAACGUGAGUCAGGAACUCAGUAAUUCUUUCAUGGAGGAAUAUUUUUUCUGGAAAUGGAAAUCUUGCUGUGUGGCUGCAUGGAGAUGUUGUAUUCAUAUGACGGAAAAAUCACCACCUCCAUCUGAGGGAUCGUAUUGCCCAAGCACCUGGGAUGGCUGGCAAUGUUGGCCGGACACACCUGCUGGUAUUACAGCCAAUCAACCCUGUCAGAGUUACAUUUACUUCCAGUCUUCUCCACCAACCUGCCCAAAAUAUGCAUAUAAGAAAUGUUUGACAAAUGGAACGUGGUAUAAGAGAUUCAAUCUGUACGAAUGGACAAAUUACUUAAAAUGUGGCAGACGAGAUGAACAUCGGAGAUUUUUGUACUUCCAUAUUGCUACCCAUGCCAUCUCCAUUGUUUCUUUAAUUCCAGCUCUGAUCAUAUUUUUAGCCUACAAGCAAUUGCAAGUGCAUCGCAUUAUGAUGCACAGGAAUUUGUUUUUAUCUCUACUUUUAAACGGAGUUAUGAUGAUUCUUUUCAAGUCAAUCGUCAUGCUAGAUGAGUUUAAAAGGACUGACAUUUACAAUGGAGUAUUAAACAGAAAUCAAGCUGGAUGUAAAUUCUUACUUAUUUUGUCGAGAUAUUUCCGAAUGACUAACUACAUGUGGAUGUUCUGUGAAGGUUUCUACUUGCACAAACUAAUCUCAGCGGCUUUUGCAGAACAGAAAAAUCUCCUUAUAUUUUACAUCAUUGGAUGGGUUUUUCCCAUAGUGCCAGUUGGAAUUUAUGCAAUAUUAAGAGGAGUUUUUGCUAAUGAAAAAUGCUGGGCUUUACCUGCUGGUGUUUAUGAAUGGAUUAUUAAUGGACCGAAUUUGCUCAGCUUGCUAGUCAAUCUAUUCUUCCUCUGCCACAUAAUCUGUAUUCUUGUCACGAAACUACGUGCUACUCAUGCGAAUGAACCAAGUCAAUACAGGAAAGCCGUUCGUGCAACCCUGGUGCUCGUUCCACUUUUUGGUUUGCACUUCUGCCUCGCGAUUUACAGACCAGAGUCAGACAAGUGUGGUUUUAAGGAAGCUUAUGCGUAUUUUAACUAUGCCAUGGAUGGAUUACAGGGUUUUAUGGUUGCUGUUAUAUUUUGUUACUUGAAUGGAGAAGUAAUAUAUCUGAUGAAAAGGACUUAUCAGAAGUACAAGCUUCAUCAUCAGUUUCGUGGUUCAAUGCAGAAUAGUGCGAUAAUGAGAAGAUUGUCCGCAACGCAGGAUUCUACAAUGAACGACAGCCAACAUAAUCAUAAUUCCCACCAUAGACAUAAAAGUGGUGAUCAUAGAUUAAAAGAGAUCAACAAUCAUGCAAGAAAAGCGCCAUCAAGUGUUUAGAUAGGGUGAAGUGAUUAUUUAGCGCAAUUAUAAGUAAAUAAAGGCAUUUGGCAAAACGGAACAAUGCUGAAGUAAUUCUAUGUAUGCAGAGACACUAAUAAAAAGAGUACUAUGAAUUCGAUGAAACGCAUUCGUAGCACUAUGAAUUCGAAACAUAUUCAUGUCAUUCGAAACACAUUUAAAAUAAUAAAAGCAUUUUGAAUUUUUAUCCAUUUGAGAAGGAUUUUAUAUUUCGAAGAAGCAUCCAUUAAAAAAAGAUAAUUUAUUAUUCCAGUUCACGCAUCACCAUUUUAAGGUCUUAAACUGAGAUAUUCUCAUUGAAAAAUCUUCUCGAGAAAGCAUAUUGUUAAUUGUUCAGAUAUGAAGCUAAAGAGUUAUUCUCGAGAGAAAACGAAGUUUAGUAAUUUCUAAACCUUGAUUAACGUUUGUCCUUAGUGUAUGUGUCUGUUUUUCAAUUUAAAAGGCAAGCAAACCAAAGCCAAAUAAACUGAAAACAGCAGUUAUAUAAAACGUUCCAUGUACAAUGAACUGAUUAGAAUACUUCUGAUUUUUCAAAUAUGCUAUUUUCCUUUAUGUGUGUAUUAAAAUAUCAAUUUUGUAAUGUG
Molecule: messenger RNA, 4281 nt
Organism: Stegodyphus dumicola
Lineage: Eukaryota; Metazoa; Arthropoda; Arachnida; Araneae; Eresidae
Product: calcitonin gene-related peptide type 1 receptor-like
Biological process (GO): adenylate cyclase-modulating G protein-coupled receptor signaling pathway; cell surface receptor signaling pathway
Cellular component (GO): plasma membrane
Molecular function (GO): calcitonin receptor activity
Source: RefSeq, a predicted model, not a curated record